Messenger RNA from Paramuricea clavata, 479 nucleotides. The record is from the annotation of a GenBank genome assembly. NCBI's taxonomy places the organism in Eukaryota, Metazoa, Cnidaria, Anthozoa, Malacalcyonacea, Plexauridae.
AUGGAGAGACGUGAAAUAGAAGAAACAACUUUCACCGAAGGAAAUGAUGGUACAGUGAACAUUUCAGGUCCAUCAGGAAGCACAACCACCCCGGGAGUAGAUUUUGUAGAAGAUCAAACAAUGUACUUCCAGACGUGCUAGAUGCAUUCAACGAAUCAUUUGACGCUGACUGGGACGAAAUAGAAGCCCGCCUAGAGAAACUAAAUAAGAUUUCAACAGAAAAUAAAAAGAGAGAUUUUGAAAACCAGGUGGAGCGUGUUCAAGCUGUCACAAGAGUUAUUAAGAAUAAGGAGGGACUGAUACUAGAUCCUAGGAAUAGAUACGUCAGGGAACUCAUCAAACGAUCAUCUGUAAGAACACUAAAGGAUGGCACAGAGGUGUUGGUAUUUAGAAGUGAACAAGGUAUUGACAAAAGUGGAACACAAAUAAUGAAACGUGGUAAGACCAGUAAACUGUGUACUCAAGACUCCAUGCAUUAA